AUGGAGAAUGACGAACUUUCAAAGACAAUUGUGAAAGCUCCAAAAAAUGCCAAAUAUACAAGUCAUGAUAUUCAAAAACAAACACUUCAUGUGUUUUCAGUGAGAGUGAAAAAUGCAAUUCGUGAAGAAAUUGGAGUUUCCAAGUAUUGCAUUAUUGUUGAUGAAGCCCGUGAUGAGUCAAAAAAGUGCAAAUCUUUGACUUUAAAGAAUGCUAUAUAUUCUGCUUUGGCUCAUUACAAUUUGGAUGUUCAAAAUAUUAGAGGUCAAGGUUACGACGGGGCUAGUAAUAUGAGGGGUGAAUUCAAUGGAUUGCAAUCUUUGAUUGUGAAAGAUUUGCUCAGUAUGUUGAUAGACGGUGCCAAGCUAGCUCGUGGUCAUCAAGACAUCACCAUUGGACAUCAUUAUCGAGUAGACUUCUUUUAUGCCGCGAUCGAUUCACAAAUGCAAGAAAUUAAUGUGCGUUUUAGUGAAGAUGCGACGGAAUUGCUCAUGCUUAGUUCUGCCUUAAAUCCUCAAAAUGCAUCUGAGGCUUUGAGAAUACUAGAUAUAUGCAAAUUGGUUGACAAGUUUUAUGCACAAGAUUUUACAAGUGCAGAAAAAGAGAGCUUGAAGAUGCAACUAAAACAUUAUGAGCAUAAUGUAGUCAAAGGGUCAGACUUCAAAACACUUUCAACUAUUUCUGAGUUGUGUCAAUGGUUGGUAAAGACUAAUAAAUCUGCUACAUACGACCUUAUUUUUAGAGUGAUCGUGCUUGUGCUUACUCUUCCAGUUUCUACUGCUACUGCAGAAUGA
Molecule: messenger RNA, 792 nt
Organism: Asparagus officinalis (garden asparagus)
Lineage: Eukaryota; Viridiplantae; Streptophyta; Magnoliopsida; Asparagales; Asparagaceae
Exons: 3
Coding region: 1-792 (263 amino acids)
Source: RefSeq, a predicted model, not a curated record